Molecule: messenger RNA, 1362 nt
Organism: Babesia microti strain RI
Lineage: Eukaryota; Apicomplexa; Aconoidasida; Piroplasmida; Babesiidae
Product: Retinol dehydrogenase 7
Exons: 2
Coding region: 1-1362 (453 amino acids)
Molecular function (GO): oxidoreductase activity
Source: RefSeq, a predicted model, not a curated record
AUGGAACUCGAUAUAUCGCAAAUUCAACGCUCUUCAGAAUCAAUAACAUCACUUACUCCAAUUAUAACCCAAAGAUCUGAAUAUGAACAACAAGUUGAUCCAAACAAAUAUUGCAAGUUUGAGUCCAAGAAUGUGUGGGACCAUCCAUCUAAAUUGGCCGUGUUAAUCACGGGCUGCGAUUCAGGCUUUGGCAAAUUGGCAGCAGAAGUACUGCCACGGAUUGGCUAUGUAUGUAUUGCCACCUGCCUGUAUCAUAAAUCACUAUAUUAUUUUCAGGAUUUAUAUAAUCAAUUGUACAACUCGAGUGGGUGCCAUAAUAAAAUAUUUUCUAAAGCGCUGUUGAUGGACGUUACUAAUGAUGAAUCAAUUGAGGCAGCGGUAAGUGAUGUAAAUGAUUACUUGGAUUCUCUAUCAAUACCAGGUUUAUAUGCUCUAGUAAAUAACGCUGGCAUUUGGACCUGUUCAUUCCUAAAGGAAUCAAGUGCUAGUUAUAUACAGAGGAUGCAAGAACGGGGUAGUUUUAGGGAGAUAAUUGAGACAAAUCUCAUAGGGUCAUACAACUGCACGUUGAGCUUCAUGCCACUCCUAGAAAGAUUUACCAACAAAAUACAUGAUAAUAAGACUAUUUAUCGAACUUUAUCCAGUGUUGUAUGUCCAAUACUUGACACUGGCGGAUUUGUCGAUUCAUCUUCCGAAUCUAGUGGGUCGGAAGAUGAAUCUGUUUCUGAAAAUUUGUCACCGCACAUUCCCUGUGUAAAAUCGCAGAAGAUAGCCCAAAAUUCGACACUUAGGUGUAUAAUAAAUAGAAGACGCCGUGCUAGAGUUAUAUUCAUUUCAAGUGUACUAGAUUCAGUGGCGUUGCCUGGUCAAGCCGCUUAUUGUGCAUCAAAAUAUGCGAUUAAAGGGCUACAUGAGUCGAUCAGGCAUGAAUUGCGCCGAAAUGGUAUAAGUUCUGUGAUUAUAUCUCCAGCUGUGAUGAAAGAUACCAAUCUGUUUCACGAACUAAAUAAUCUAUAUGAUAUGAAAGAUGAUGGCAUUGAUUAUAGAUGCAGCGAAGACUUGGACAAUAUGAAACGUAACUUGGCGUUUCUCAAGCAAUUUGGAGUGGGAAAGGAGGAUUUACUCAAGAUAUUGCUGACGGCUCUGGCUGAACGAGUACCCAAUAAUGAGUACAGGAAUACACCGGGGUCACUUCCAUUUAAGCUACUAUCCAAUUCAUGGGGUGUAUUUAAAGAUCUGGUUAUUUAUAUUGGUUUGUACGUGUUACCGCCAUUGGCAUUGUUUUGUCUGGAUUUGUAUCAUAAAUCGGCUAGACCCUUCUCUUCCGCCUUUAAUUUCUCUUUGGAAUUUCACGACUUGUAA